GUGAGAGGUCAGGUAGACACGGCGGUUCCCGGAGGCUCCGGCUGUCGCAUCCCGGGACAAUGUGACCCCGGUAUUACAGCUGGUAGCUGGGAGGACCGCUGGCAGCCAGUGCGGGCAGUGGGGCGGUCGCUGCAGCUCUGAUUGUGCGCUGCUGCGUGUGUGAGGUUCCGGGCACCGCGGUGACUGUACGGGCUGCCGCACGCUUCAUCUCCCCGGCUGGAGCUGGCCCGUCGCCAGUAACUCUCCGGUUUCCGUGAGCCAUGCGACAGUGGUGCCUUCCGGCUGUGGCCCCCGGCGCAGAGCCGCUCCUGACCGACAGGCUGUCUCCGCCACUUGCAGAUGAGAGGAUGGAGGACUGUGAGAUGGAGCCACGUUACACCAUAGAGCAAAUAGACCUCCUUCAACGUCUGCGCCUGUCUGGAAUGUCCAAACCCCAGAUCGUCCAGGCCCUCGAGUCCUUGGAGAGAUUAGAUUCAGAACAUCACCGACAGCCUUGCUAUGAUCCCGCCGCUACCCCAAACGCUGCCCCAGCGGCGGCUGCGCCCUCAUCCUCAUCCUCGUCCUCCUCAUCUCUCACCUCCGCCACCACGCAGACACCAAACCUGGAUGCGUCCCUGUCGCCCAGCAACAGCUACGAGGCCUCGCCACCCCCCCUCUACCCCACCACUGGGGCACAGAGGUCAUUCAGUUACGACCUGACUGAGGAGGAUUGGGACUUGGAGCAGAAAGUGGAGGAAUACAUGAGAAAAGACAGCAAUCUGGUGAAGGAGGAGAUCAAGUCAUUCCUCAACAGCCGGAGGAUCUCUCAGGCCAUCGUGGGACAGGUGACAGGGAUCAGUCAGAGCUACAUUUCCCAGUGGCUGCUUCAGCAGGGCCUGGAGAUGAGUGACUCCAAGCGAAGGGCCUUCUACCGCUGGUACCUGCUGGAGCGCAACACCCCAGGAUGCAGGUGGAAUGAAAGCCAACAUGCACAGGUACCCAGGCCAAGGACUGAGCAUCCCUGGUGCAGGCAGAGGGAACUGCUGACACACCUGCUUCCAUGGUACUGUGCACAUCCUCCACAGCCAGGUGCUGCAGCUGCUGCUGUGCCGGCCCGCUCCUGUGUGAAGGAGGAGCCCGACUGGAAGUCUGGCUCCGGGGGCGGUGGGGUUGGCGGGGGUCCCCUGAGAUUGAGAAGGGGCAGCCGCUUCACCUGGAGGAAGGAGUGCCAGUCCAUCAUGGAGAGUUUCUUCAUAGAGAACCAGUACCCAGAUGAGGCCAAGAGGGAGGAGAUUGCGAACGCUUGUAACUUUGCCAUACAGAAACCAGGCUGCAAGCUGUCUGAGUUCGAGCGCGUCACUGCGUUGAAGGUGUACAACUGGUUCGCCAAUCGCAGGAAGGAGAUGAAAAGACGGGCCAACAUAGAGGCCGCAAUCCUGGAGAGCCAUGGAAUCGAGGUCCCGAGUCCCAGCUGUCAGUCGACCUGUGAGGAGGCUGAGGUCCCAGAGUAUACUGAACAGGAAGAAGUCUCCUCUGAAAAGGACGCUGACCCAGAUGUAGGUCCCUUGGCUGUCGAGCCAGUAAUGACUCUCCCAGCGGCUCCUCAGCUGGCGAGUCGGGAGCAGGAUGUGUCAAAGACGGAGGCAGGAGAUGAGGAGUGACAGUGGGAAUGUGUGGCUGUGCAUUCACUUGUACAUAUUUCAGCUCUGAGGGCUGAAUAAUUCAAGGACAGAAGCGGUGCAAGGAAAGCCAUUUGCACCCUCUAGUGGUAUGGAGGCCAUUGUGCAUCUAUAGUAAUUAUGCUACUAUUAACAGCAAUAUUAAUCUCUAUAUACUGCAUUCCAGUAAGUUCUUAUUAAAGAACAAGAAUCUAUGAAUGAAUGAGGAGAGCAUGUUUGGAGGUCUGGGAUGGUAGAGGAAAUCAUUUUCAAAAAUGAAUGCCUUAAUUUUUCAUUUCCCUCACUAAUUCCUCAGCCAGAAUCCCAGAACUUACGCCAAACGGAUAAAGCUUUAGUGUGGUUGACAUUUAAACCCGCAAGCCAUGGAAACAGGAUUUGAGUGCUAUGUCAAAGGGAGGUACAAGUAGAAAUAUCACUCUUUAGAAGGGCAGGAGUCAUCAUAUAUUUUUUAAACUUCUGCAGUAUCCUUAGCGCAAUGCUGUAGCUUAAGAAAUGUACUAUAUUGAAAUGUUAAUCUGUAUAAAAAAUACCUACCAGGUAUGUUAAGGAAAGCCAAACUAACACAAAUUUUAUUUGAAAUCAUUAGUAUAUCUGCAGCUCUGCUUAAUGGAUUCGCCCUUCUCCCUCAACGGCAAACAAACCAGGGCUUGUUCUUCACGCCUUGACACAACUGCUGUAAAUUUCUGGCAGAUCCAGAGCCCUGCGCCGGUGAAGCUUUGCUGGACCCCCACCUGCUGGUUCCGACCCACUAAUCGGGCCACGGGAAUCAGAAACCUGGGGUGAUGCGCAUGUGGUUGUAGUUCCGGCUCCGAAACCAGUCCUUCACCAAGCCGACGCUGCUCUCGUGAAGCCGUUGGCUUCCGCGACUCGCCGUGCUCUGGUGUACCAGUAAACAAGCCGCUCUUCAGGCUGCUGUCCUGUCUGCAGAAAACGGGGCCCGAGACGUUUCCCAGUCCCAAAUGCAGGCAGACGGCUGAACAAGCCUUGGUGCCGACGUGUGCUAACUCAUCAUCAGCUUAGCUGGGUAUGUAAUGAAGGGGGACGUGUGGACAACUGUAUGUCAACAUGGAACAGGAAACCUCAGAAAGGCUCUUUCUGUACAGGGAAAAGCUCUUUAAAAACCGCUAAAACCUGCUAUAAAUAAAUAAAACGACCAAAUACA
Molecule: messenger RNA, 2820 nt
Organism: Brienomyrus brachyistius
Lineage: Eukaryota; Metazoa; Chordata; Actinopteri; Osteoglossiformes; Mormyridae
Exons: 11
Coding region: 261-1640 (459 amino acids)
Biological process (GO): positive regulation of DNA-templated transcription
Cellular component (GO): nucleus
Molecular function (GO): double-stranded telomeric DNA binding
Source: RefSeq, a predicted model, not a curated record